AUGGCCAGGGUGCUAAAUCGAAACAUACAAAAGACCAAGGAAAACAGAAGCGAAAUCAUUAAGCUAACAAAGAGAAGGGGAAAAAAACAACUCAUACCUGAAAAUGGAGUAAAACAAAUUGAUGAUAUUGAAGGGGGGGGGCAAUCAGAAAACCAAUACCAAGGUAGAAGAAGUCGGUUCAGCUGA
Molecule: messenger RNA, 186 nt
Organism: Saccharomycopsis crataegensis
Lineage: Eukaryota; Fungi; Ascomycota; Saccharomycetes; Ascoideales; Saccharomycopsidaceae
Exons: 2
Coding region: 1-186 (61 amino acids)
Source: RefSeq, a predicted model, not a curated record